Hevea brasiliensis (rubber tree) is the source of this 1821-nucleotide messenger RNA. RefSeq lists its product as uncharacterized. The record is from RefSeq and is a predicted model, not a curated record. The transcript is spliced from 2 exons. Bases 133 to 1437 code for a protein of 434 amino acids. NCBI's taxonomy places the organism in Eukaryota, Viridiplantae, Streptophyta, Magnoliopsida, Malpighiales, Euphorbiaceae.
CUCUCUCUCUCUCUCUCUCUCACAAAUUUCUGGAGAGAGACAAAAAAAAAAAUAAAAAUAAAAAAGAGAAAACGAAGGAGAAGAAGAAGAAAUGCAGAAAGAGACCCCACUGUGAAUCAGGAACUUUUUUAGAUGGGUUGUGCAAGCUCAAAACAAAAGCGUUGCCGGCGUUGCCGGCACUGCCGGCACUGCCACGCACCCUAUUCUCCGAUGCCUCGGAGCUACUCAAUGCAUGUGGUUCAUCCGUCGCAGAAAAGAGGCGAUGGCUAUCAUGUGGUGGCGCUCACCUCCACCACAUUAGGCUCUCUUGCGCUCGAUUCACCUUCCAAUUACAAGGACAAUAUCAAUGCUGCUAUUGAUAUUUUGACAGCGAAAAGCAAUGAUGAGGAGAGUACCAAUUUAUGUGAUGAGCAAAAUGGGAUUUCAAACGACAAGGAAUUGAAGAGCAAGGAAUUUUCAGUGGGGUUAAUUGAAGCCAAGAGUUGGUCUAAUAUGAUCCAAGAAAAAAUUCCCAAAAUUGUCCCAAGGACGCCAGUUAGAACGCCGCCUGGAGAGCCUGAAACCAUCAAUGCUUGGGAGUUGAUGGAGGGUCUUGAAGAAGAUGAUGGUUCUGUACAUUUGCCUCAUCUGUUUCGCAGCUUCUCUUUCGAUCUUUCUCGCGAAACAAAUCCAGUUCCUGAUAGCCCAAGAUUGAAUGGGACCACAUUUUCACCAAAUAAUCCCCAGACUAGUCUCAAACCUCUUUGGCUUAAAUUAGCAGACGAAGAAGCAAAUUCCAAGUGUCCGGAAUUCGACCCUCAAAUCAUUUCCACUUUCAGAAAAUCUCUCCAGGAUCUCUCUCCUGCCCAUCCAUUUUACCUCAAGCCACCGGACGGUGAGAAACAAUCACCUCUUUCUCCUCCCUUAGCCGGCAAUAAUCAUAUUAAAAACUUCUGUAAACGUGGGAAUGAGAAGGUGGUGGUAUACUUUACAAGCCUGCGAGGGAUUCGCAAAACCUACGAAGAUUGCUGCCAUGUGAGAGUGAUCUUAAAGGGCUUAGGUGUUCGAACUGAUGAGCGAGACGUAUCGAUGCAUUCAGGGUUUAAGGAUGAGUUGAGAGAGCUAUUGGGAGAAGGGUUUAGAGGAGAAGGAGGACUACCGAAGGUGUUUGUCGGAAGAAAAUACAUUGGAGGAGCUGAGGAGAUACGGCGACUGCACGAAGAAGAUCAGCUGGAUAAAUUGUUUGAAGGGUGUGAAAUGGUGGAGGACAGUGGUGGUGGAGCUUGUGAGGCUUGUGGGGAUAUCAGGUUUGUGCCAUGCGAGACAUGCUUUGGGAGUUGUAAGAUAUACUACGAAUGUGACGAAGAAGAAGAAGAAGAAGAAUGUGAGCAUGGCUUUCAACGUUGCCCUGAUUGUAAUGAGAAUGGACUAAUACAUUGCCCGAUUUGUUGCUACUAGCUAAUGUCUUCCCACUGCCAGAAAACCAGAUUUCUCCAUGUCCUGCUUGGGGAUUUCCUCAGCCCGAUUCGUUAUGGAUUUCCUCAGCCUGAUUCUACACAUAUGUUAUGUCUCAAAUUUAUGGUAUCAAUUUAGAUAAGAAUUUCUUGUCUUUAAUAAAUAUUUUUCUCUUUGUUUUAUGAUUUGUUUGUCGUACAGUGAGGAGUUUUUGGGAUGUAAGAGAGGAGAUGGAAUCGUAUGAAAAAAAUUGGAAUAAAAGAAAUUACAGGGAACAAUGUGUUCCGAGCAGAUUUUCUACUUCCCCAGUCAUUUGCCUUGUUGGCUGUACAAGUGUAUGUAUUUCAGAGGUAAAGGGAAAAUAAAAAUGUUUAUUUAUUUGAAAGA